Molecule: messenger RNA, 423 nt
Organism: Gongylonema pulchrum
Lineage: Eukaryota; Metazoa; Nematoda; Chromadorea; Rhabditida; Gongylonematidae
Source: the annotation of a GenBank genome assembly
AUGACACGUGAAAUGAUCUCCUCAAUUAUCAAAGCGAGCGAAAUUUCAGCGGAUUUACAACUGAUGUUGCUCAAUGCAGUGUAUUUCAAAGAUGAUGAAGUGCAGGUGCUAGCGAUGCCAUAUGAAGGCGAUGAAAAUAUGAAUAUGUACAUCAUUUUGCCCCGAAGCCACUUCGGUCUAGAGGGCUUUGAACGCAGUCUUAAUGGUUCAAAGAUGAUGCACUAUUUUCAAAACUGCAAAGUAUCAAAGGAAUUUUAUGUACGAAUACCUAAAUUCGUUAUGGAGAGCGAACUGGAUCUAGUUGAUGCAUUCGAAAGAAUGGGAAUCGAAACAAUAUUCACCGGAAUAGCUGAUUUUACCAGCAUUACUGAUGAUUACUGGUCACUCUUCCUCAAACGAGCCAAACAUAAAGCUGUUAUUGAG